Gossypium raimondii (Peruvian cotton) is the source of this 2480-nucleotide messenger RNA. RefSeq names its product putative pectinesterase/pectinesterase inhibitor 45. The record is from RefSeq and is a predicted model, not a curated record. Gene Ontology annotation, molecular function: pectinesterase activity; pectinesterase inhibitor activity. Gene Ontology annotation, biological process: cell wall modification. Lineage: Eukaryota; Viridiplantae; Streptophyta; Magnoliopsida; Malvales; Malvaceae. The coding region runs from base 465 to 2261 and encodes 598 amino acids. The transcript has 4 exons.
ACGGUGGACAAGAGCCACAAAGAAAUUAAAGCAAAGCGAUUUUGGCCAAGUUUAGCAAUGCAGGUGAGGCAAUUUAUUAACCUUGUAAAAAAAUGGGACCUAAUUUAGAUGAGCAGCCAUUUAUAGCAUGCGGUGGAAAGCAAAUCAAGGUCAAUGGUGGAAUACCAAAAAGCUAAAAUGGAGGGAAAUGCGGUUAGGAGAGAGAAAAUGUGUAUCAUUCGUUUAAUUGCAAACAUAACAAACUUUUAAAUAGAAUGCCUGAAAGCUCUCCUGUCCAGACUCCAUUUCUGACGUUCAUGGCAUUAAGAUUGAACCUCAAAAUCCGAACAACAACAGGACGAUAAAGGAAGAGAUAUAGGAAUAUAUAUUGUCGUUGGGUUUCUUGAUUCCCCUCUCUGCCUUAGCUUGAUUCUAAGGCAGAGAGUUCUCUGCCUGAACCAAAAUAUUAUUUAAAAUAAUAAAAAAUGGUGUUUCAAGAUUUUGAUAUAAUACAGGAACGUCGAAGACAGGAGAGACAACGGAAACUCAAAAAGAGGCUUAUCAUUGCCUUGGUGGCUAUCUUUGUUAUUGCUGGUAUAGCGGCGGCCGGAGCGCUUGCUUUUAUCUCUAUGAAAAAUAGUAGCAAGAAAUCAGAAAAAAACAAAAGCGAUGAUAAUAGUAAAGCCGACGACACUCCAUCACCUUCAUUCGGGGAAGGAGCGAGUGAAUUCAUAAAAUCCUUUUGCGAAAUUUCUACUUUCAAGGACUACUGCGCCAACACUAUUGGGAAGACACUAGAAGAAAAUCCACAAUCCGCGACUCAACCCAAAGAACUUGUCAAGUCUUUUAUCACCAAAACAACUGAUGAGCUUGACAAGGCUUUCACCAAAGCCAGCACGUUCGAAUUGAAAACCGAUGUGGAGAGAAAAGCGUUUGAUGUUUGUAAAGAAGUGAUGGCCAAUGCCAAGGAAGAAUUACAGAGUUCCGUUGAUAGAGUAGGAACAAUAGAACCAGGGAAGUUACCAAGCAAUGGUGAUUUGAACACUUGGUUAAGUGCUGUAAUGUCUUACCAAGAAACCUGCAUUGAUAGUUUCCCUGAUGGACCAUUGAAGAAUGAUUUCAGGACUACCCUUAACUCUAGCCAGGUUUACACUAGCAAUUCCCUUGCCAUGGUCAGACAAUUAUCUUCUUUGAUGACUUUAGGUAAGGAAAAGCCACCAGCCAAACGCCGUCUUUUACAAACCAAGUUUCCUUUGUUGGCCAAGGGUGGGUAUCCGAGCUGGUUUAACCAUGAAGAACGCAGGCUGUUGAAGGAAGCAGAUGAUGACAAGAAGCCAAUUCCCAAUGUAACAGUGGCACAAGAUGGUAGCGGAAAUUUCAGAACUAUUAAUGAAGCACUUGCUGCUGUGCCACAAAAAUACGGGGGAAGGUAUGUAAUAUAUGUCAAGGCAGGAAUAUACGACGAGACUGUAAUCGUUCCAAAGAAAAUGGUAAACCUUACCAUUUUUGGUGAUGGAUCACAAAAGAGCAUUAUCACUGGAGCCAAAAAUUUUGUUGAUGGAUUCCCCACUUACCAGACGGCAAGUUUUGUGGCUUCUGGUCCUGGCUUUAUCGCAAAAAGCAUGGGCUUUAGAAACACCGCUGGGCCUGAUAAACAUCAAGCAGUGGCCGCAAGAGUCGAUGGUGACAGGGCCAUUUUCCUCAACUGUCGUUUCGAAGGAUUCCAAGACACCUUAUACACACAAACUCACCGUCAGUUCUACCGAAGUUGCGUGAUCGCCGGCACCAUAGAUUUCAUCUUCGGCGACGCGACAGUCGUGUUCCAGAACUGUUUAAUUUAUGUUAGGAAGCCCAACGACAACCAAAAGAACAUCGUCACCGCCCAAGGGAGGAAAGACAAGUUAGAAACAACGGGCAUCGUUAUACAAAACAGUAAAAUAUUACCAGAGGAACCAUUCAAACCGCUCGCAAAACAAUUCAAGAAUUAUCUAGGAAGGCCAUGGAAGGUAUACUCGAGGACCAUCAUAAUGGAAACACUGAUCGAGGAUUUCAUUGACCCUGCUGGAUGGCUUGAAUGGGAAGGCGACUUUGCACUAAGUACCCUUUUCUAUGGAGAGUUCAACAACACAGGGCCUGGCGCAAGAACUGACGGUAGGGUGAAAUGGGCAGGACGAAGAGAUAUUAACAGAGAAGAAGCCCAGAAAUAUACAGUAGAAACAUUCUUAAAGGGAACAUGGGUAAAGGAAGCAGGCGCUCCUGUUCGUAUGGGACUGGGGAGUUAAGGAUUCGUUUCUCGUAUAUUGAUUAUAUCUCAAGAAACGGAACUAGUGAAACAGAGAUAUAUUCAAUGCCAUGAAUAUAGAUGUUUUUGGAUUCCUCUCAUCUCUAGCAAGUGUUUCCUUGAGUUGAAAAAAACCAAAAAAAAGUUUGAGCGUAAUUGAUAUUUUAUUGAAUUUUUUUUUAUACUCCUCAACUAAAUUAAUACAUAUAUACUACGAUAU